UUUAAGCAUAAAAAGUUCUAUAUUUAUAAUAACAACUAAGAAAAAAUGCAAAUUCAUGCUCGUUCAUGAAUUGAAUAAUUUUAAUGUUUACUAGGUUAAUAAAAGUAUUUUGGAAUGUUUUUGUAAAGAUUAUUCUUACAAUAUAUGUCAACAUGGAAGGAUUUGUUGAAACUUAUUUAACCCACGAUUUCGAUAAUCAAGAGCCCAAAGACAUUCCUGAUACUAACGAGCCUGUAUGGAUUUUAGGAAAGAAAUUCAGUGCAAAAGAUGAAUUGGAGCUAAUAAGAAGAGAAGUACAGUCAAUAAUUUGGUGUACUUAUCGCAGAGGAUUUGUUCCCAUAGGGGAACCAGGUUUGACAACGGACAAAGGCUGGGGAUGCAUGCUUAGGUGUGGGCAAAUGGUACUGGCACAAGCGCUUAUCAAUUUACAUUUAGGAAGAGAUUGGUAUUGGACACCAGAAACAAAAGAUCCCACUUAUCUGCAAAUAGUAACACGUUUUGAAGAAAAAAGACAAGCACCUUUUUCUAUUCACCAAAUCGCUUUAAUGGGCGCAUCUGAGGGUAAAGAAGUUGGAGAAUGGUUUGGCCCUAACACAGUAGCACAAGUAUUGAAAAAACUGCUUAUAUAUGACGCUUGGAGUGAUUUAGUAAUACACGUAGCUCUUGAUAAUAUGGUAGUUAAAAAUGAUAUAUUGGAUCUAUGCAGUUCAGAAGCAUCUUGGAAGCCUUUAUUUUUAAUUAUACCAUUGCGACUAGGUUUAAAUACAGUAAAUCCAAUAUAUGUGGAUAAUCUGAAGACUUGUUUAUCGUUGCCACAAUCUCUUGGUAUUAUUGGAGGAAAAACAAACCAAGCAUUAUAUUUAUUUGGAUAUGUUGGAGAUGAUAUACUAUAUCUAGAUCCUCAUACAACUCAGAAAUCAGGAAGUAUUGAGAAUAAGUUAACAGAAGAACAACAAGAAAUGGAUAAUUCGUACCACUGUAAAUAUGCAUCAAGAAUGCCAAUAUUGAACAUGGAUCCUUCAGUUGCUGUGUGUUUUUUAUGUACAAAUCAAACAGAUUUUGAUUCCUUAUGCAAGGACAUUCAAAAUGAUGUCAGAGAAUACGGACAACAAUCUUUGUUUGAAAUAUGCGAUAAUAAACCAGAGGAAUGGGUAGAAUCUAAUAAAUCUUUAGAAAGUGGAAACGAUCAUGAAAAUAUUAAUAGUUUCAUUAAAGUUAGUAGGAAUUUAGAUUCAGAAGAUGAAUUCGAAUUGCUAGGAUAAGCUU
Molecule: messenger RNA, 1266 nt
Organism: Ctenocephalides felis (cat flea)
Lineage: Eukaryota; Metazoa; Arthropoda; Insecta; Siphonaptera; Pulicidae
Gene: Atg4a
Product: cysteine protease ATG4B
Exons: 7
Coding region: 84-1262 (392 amino acids)
Molecular function (GO): protein-phosphatidylethanolamide deconjugating activity
Source: RefSeq, a predicted model, not a curated record